AAAAGGGCCAACCAGUGGCGCAGAUGGUUGCAAGAUGUCAUUCCUUCCCUUCUUAUACCAUACCUAUCCUACAUUCAGCUAACUUCAGCGCUACGUUAUACAAACGCACCAGGACAACCUCAGCAAGAUCUUGGAGUUUGUAGAGCUGGAUGUAGGACUCGGAGCAUUACAGUUGCAUGUGUGCACUUCGACGUAUUGAAAGAAAUCAACAUCAUCGCAUGCCCUUGUUUCCCUGCCCCCCUCCAGCUCCUCUGUCACGGUCUGUUUCCAUGUGCUCCUGUUGCUCCCUCACUCGCAGUGGACUUACGUGUUUUAGAGUUCGUCCAUCUGCUCUUUGUACAUCAGUCUCCCAACCAAACCGCGUGGUGCGAUGCGGUGGAAACUUUUUUAGAUGGAAUGGGAUACAAGUUGUCAUGCAAGGUUAGCUUUUCAAAUUCUCAUGCAUGCAGUGAUGCUUAG
Molecule: messenger RNA, 459 nt
Organism: Suillus discolor
Lineage: Eukaryota; Fungi; Basidiomycota; Agaricomycetes; Boletales; Suillaceae
Exons: 2
Source: RefSeq, a predicted model, not a curated record